Molecule: messenger RNA, 947 nt
Organism: Diospyros lotus (date-plum)
Lineage: Eukaryota; Viridiplantae; Streptophyta; Magnoliopsida; Ericales; Ebenaceae
Product: serine/arginine-rich splicing factor RSZ22-like
Exons: 6
Coding region: 132-677 (181 amino acids)
Biological process (GO): mRNA splicing, via spliceosome
Cellular component (GO): nuclear speck
Molecular function (GO): RNA binding; zinc ion binding
Source: RefSeq, a predicted model, not a curated record
AUUAGAAAGCCCUAAUGUUCUGACGGCACCAAUUAUCCUUUUCGAACGCGACGGCCCCUUCGAGUCCAGUGGAGAGAGGCGUGAAAAGGAAGAAGGGUCUGUGGAUUUAGGGUUUCAGUAAGUGCUGGAAAAUGUCUCGUGUGUAUGUUGGGAAUCUGGAUUCUCGAGUUUCAGAGAGGGAACUUGAAGACGAGUUUCGUAUUUUUGGGGUUAUUCGAAGUGUUUGGGUUGCUCGAAGGCCACCGGGUUAUGCUUUUAUUGACUUCGAUGAUACCAGGGAUGCAAAAGAUGCAAUUCGUGAGCUGGAUGGUAAAAAUGGGUGGAGAGUUGAACUUUCUCACAACUCAAGAGGUGGUGGUGGUGGCCGUGGAGGAGGUCGAGGACGCUCUGGUGGUUCUGACUUGAAGUGCUAUGAGUGUGGUGAACCAGGUCAUUUUGCCCGUGAGUGCCGAUUACGUGGGGGUUCUGGAAGACGUCGCAGUCGCAGUCCCCCCCGAUAUCGGAGGAGUCCAAGUUAUGGCCGGAGGAGUUACAGUCCUCGUGCUCGGUCUCCCAGACGUCGUAGUUUGUCUCCACGUGGUCGGAGCUAUAGCAGGUCACCACCUUAUCGCGCACGUGAGGAGUUGCCAUAUGCUAAUGGAAAUGGUCUUAGAGAACGCCGUCGAAGCAGGAGCUGAAUUGCAGGCCUGGUGACUUAACCUUAUAGGAAACAUCCAGAGGAUUAUGCUUGUUACUGUGCUUGGUCUUUGUUUAAGUUGGGCGUCGCCCUCAGCUUCAUCUCGUGGAUUUGGUUAAGUUCCUGAACUUUAUUAUCAUGUCUGAACUUUCUCUUUUGUUCUGCGUAUGCACCAUAUUUAUAGAUGCUUGUAGGCAAUGGAUCUUAAGGUACUGCUGUAGUUUCAUGAUAGUCCAGAAACUGAAGGAGCAUUGCUAAAGUUUUAUGCUUU